Molecule: messenger RNA, 249 nt
Organism: Ostertagia ostertagi
Lineage: Eukaryota; Metazoa; Nematoda; Chromadorea; Rhabditida; Trichostrongylidae
Source: the annotation of a GenBank genome assembly
AUGCUCAAUGGUAGGUCGCCAGAUGUACAAAUCGCUGUCAUCCGUGCCUUAAUUAUCGAAUGUCAAAAGCGAGGAGUGGAGCAAGCUAAUCAGGGAAAUCAAGGUGCGGGUCAAAAGAAAGAUUGCACGGUGCCUUUAGGAAACUGUAAUCACGCGUUCCACUUUCAUUACAUUUCUCUUUGGCUGAAAACUCGUCAGCUAUGCCCUCUGAAUAACAGAGAAUGGGAGUUCCAGAAAUAUGGUCACUAA